Pogonomyrmex barbatus (red harvester ant) is the source of this 465-nucleotide messenger RNA. RefSeq lists its product as uncharacterized. The record is from RefSeq and is a predicted model, not a curated record. NCBI's taxonomy places the organism in Eukaryota, Metazoa, Arthropoda, Insecta, Hymenoptera, Formicidae.
AUGAAGAAGAAACAAAUUACAUCAAUUGCAAAAUUCGUACUGGAGUGCUCGAAAACCCUAUUGAGCAUUAUGUUUAGAUUAGGGUAUUUCGCGGACAAAAGACUUUUGAAUAUUGUAAAAGAAUAUAUAACCGGUGCAAUGGCUGGCGUGGGGGAGGAUGAUGCUGGCGGACCGAGAGGUAACAUCGCGGUUAUACAUCCGUACCAACUACGAGGAUUGAGACGCCCCACCGAAGAUGAGGCGGAAGGAGUAAACGAGCAACGAGUGCGAAUGCGGAUAGACGUGCAACCUGAGGAGGAGGGUAUCUCAACGGUUGAUCUAGUUUCAGAUGCGGAAGAAAAUAUCGAUGAGGAGUCGACUCUGAGUGAAGCCGACACCGAAAUUUACACACCGCUACAAGCAAACGACCUGGAUGAAUCCGAAUAUGGAGAAGAAGAAAAUGAGGAGGAAAACGAAGAAGAAUAA